This is a messenger RNA of Mucor mucedo, 492 nucleotides long. RefSeq lists its product as uncharacterized. The record is from RefSeq and is a predicted model, not a curated record. Lineage: Eukaryota; Fungi; Mucoromycota; Mucoromycetes; Mucorales; Mucoraceae. The coding region runs from base 1 to 492 and encodes 163 amino acids. The transcript has 3 exons.
AUGGCCUUGGUCGUUGUCUGUAUCGCUUCAUUCGGAUUUCAGUACAACAAUCUGACUGGGGCUUGUCGCCUUUUGUUCCAGGAACUUCUUACUAAAACUAGUGCCACACCCGUUGCUUGGUGGAGGGUGAAUAUAGAGCGUGUUACUAGACGGUGGGAUGGUCGUAGCCGUUUGAAGCCAGUCGAUACGUUCUUGGUCAUUGGAAUUGGUGUGGGUUGUUAUAUUUGGUCGGGAUCUGAUGACAGCAGCCAUAGAUUGGCAUCCUGUUGGACAGUUACCUCAUCUACACGGAAUGUUAACCUUAAAGCCAAUACUCGUCCAGGUGCGGUUGCUACGCUUCUACUGCCAGGGUGGCAUGUAGGAUUAUCAGGUUCUGUAUUGAAGAUGGUUUAUCGGAAUUUACUUUUUGGGUCAGGAUGUGCUUCCACCUUCUCGUGGUCUGGCCUGUUAACCAGCUAUUUUAUGCUGGGAACUAGGAGAAGCACUUAUUAG